This is a messenger RNA of Daphnia magna, 2884 nucleotides long. RefSeq names its product protein escargot. Gene Ontology annotation, biological process: regulation of DNA-templated transcription. NCBI's taxonomy places the organism in Eukaryota, Metazoa, Arthropoda, Branchiopoda, Diplostraca, Daphniidae. The record is from RefSeq and is a predicted model, not a curated record. Gene Ontology annotation, molecular function: RNA polymerase II cis-regulatory region sequence-specific DNA binding; DNA-binding transcription factor activity, RNA polymerase II-specific.
ACUCGCACCGACCGGAUACUCUCUCUCUCUCUUAUUUUUCUCCAGUUGCCCAUAAUUUUUUUUUCGUUUCGUAUACAGUCCAACGGCUGCUAUUCCUUUAAAGGAUUUUGAGAAUUGUUGGUUGUUUUCAAUUGAUUUGAAAAAGAAAAAACAAAACAAACAAAGCAAAAUCUAUAUCUGAAGGCGUUCAUCAGAAACGAAAAGUGUAAUCAUUUCGAUUGGUUACAUUGGCCGGAUCUUUUCGUUUGCAGCCGAAACAAUUAUUGCGGAUUGUCGCAUCGAUUUCGUUUUGCGCAUCCAUGUGCGGAAGCAGCCUAGAAGCCAGCAGCAUGCCGCGCUCUUUCCUCGUCAAGAAGAAUCAGAACUACAGCCACUGUCCGCUCAAGAAGCGGCCGCUCUCCUAUUUUCUGCAGGAGAGUCUCGAAGCUGAAUCAGUUGCCGCCACAGAAGCCUCGCUAGUGACGUCAGCCAUGAGCGAAGAGCCGGAGAACUUGAGCUUGAAACCGGAGGACCGAUACGCUGCCGCCGAGCGGGAGCGUCAAAAUCAGAAGCGGCUACGCGCUUUAUUAGAAGCGGCUUCGUUGCCUUCGCCAAUGACACCGGCCGCUUUAUCGCCGCCACCGGCCCAUCAGCCGCUUAAGUCUUGGACUCCUCCGCUGGGCCAUUUCGCAGCCGAACACGUCAACAGCAGCGCAUCCUCGCAAAUGUUGUCGUCCCAGUCACUGGCCAAAAUGUCGACGCCACUAGAGCCGCUGCAUUUGAAUAAUCAGAUCAACGUGGCCGUGUCUUAUCAUCAUUACAACGCACAGCAUCACCAGUACGCGCCUUACCUGCCGUUUAAUUUCCCUUACCGAUCGUUCAGCACGGCCGCCAUCAGCCCGUUGUAUCCGGCCGCUUCCAACAGCAGCCCUCACCGGCCGAGCAGCGAGCAACUGUCGCCAUUCGCUCCCAGCGAAUCGGCCCAGCAGCAGAACUCGCAUCGAGUCCAGUGGCCCGAAUCGAUGGCAAUCAACAGCGCCGUAGCGCUCAAGUUAUCCGAAUCGACGAGCGACACGGAGGAUCUUUCGUCUCCGGCCAGCGGAUCGAGCGGCUGCGACGAGAGCGGAACCGAAUCGACGGCGCUCCGUCACCACCACAGUCACAGUCCGCCAGCGUUGCUGCUGUCUUCUCAGCGGAGUAACAAGAAAAGCGGAAGCAGUGCCUCGUCCACGUCAUCGGCUUCAUCGGCUUCGUCGGCUUCGUCAACGUCGGCCGGCGCAACGGCCCGCUAUCAGUGCCCCGAUUGCCACAAGUCUUACUCCACUUACUGCGGACUGACCAAGCAUCAAGAGCUUCACUGCGCUGCCCAGCAAGCGGCCAGCAAGAAGUCGUUCAGCUGCAAGCAUUGCGAGAAGGUCUACGUCUCGCUGGGCGCCUUGAAAAUGCACAUCCGCACCCACACGUUGCCUUGCAAGUGCCUCCUUUGCGGAAAGGCCUUCUCCAGGCCGUGGCUGCUGCAGGGUCACAUCCGCACGCACACGGGCGAGAAGCCCUUCUCGUGCCCGCACUGUUCCCGCUCGUUCGCCGAUCGUUCGAAUUUACGCGCCCACCUGCAGACCCAUUCGGACGUGAAGCGCUACUCGUGCAAAUCGUGCGGUAAAACAUUUUCACGCAUGUCUCUCCUUUCGAAACACGAGGACGGAGGCUGUUGCGCAGCCAGCAAUGCGUCCGCAUCGCCGUCGCCCAACGGUUCGCAGUUGUUGGCCGUCGCCAAGAGAGAAGUCGCUUGAACUGUUCGAGGGAAACAACACAUUGCCGUUACGGUUUCUGUAACUGGCAGGCAGAAACACCUUACGUGCUAAAUACCUGUUCGAUGAGCUUAUAUAUUAUAUGAUGUGAAAAGCAGGAUGUGUACAGUCUUCGUCAACCUGACCCCCCUCUCUUUUGGCCGCUCUUACGGUUGGUUGAUUUUGACAUUUCUUUCAAACUCUUUGUCGUUUUUUUUUUUUUAAAGAUUCUGCCUUGUUUUUCCACGUCUGGAAAAAUACCUCCAGCAUAUCUCUCUCUCUCUCUCUCUCUUCUUCUUCUUCCCGUAUAUUUUGUGCGAAGUCCUGACAAAAGACAUUGAAGAAUUCGCGGUGCCAAAAAGAGACAAAAAAGACAAAACAAUUUCUGUUGCAGGAAGGAAUUCUCUUCCCUUGUGACCUACCCUUUUAACCCUCUCACACAUUCUGCACAGAGCAGUAAGACGUGUGAAUUCUUUUUUUGUUCUUGAAUCUCGCCAUGCGGCUGGACACAGAGGAUGAUAUUCGCCAUCAAGAUGUUCAUCAUCGUUCCAACGUUGGCAAAAUUUGGAUAUUUUGAAAAGCCCAGUCCUAGUCAUCGAGCCUUUGCUCAAAAAUGUUCACAUAUCUUCUUUUGAUUCGCCCACCAAAACAGUCCACCACACACCAUGCCAUACAAUCUUUCUUCUUCUUUUUUGUUUGUUUUUUUCAAGUAAAAACUCGGCCCAUCUCUUCUUCCUCCUACGGACAACCCGAACCAGUUUCUAGUUUUUUUUUUCUAUGUUUAUUUGAUUUUUUUUUAAUGUUUCUUAUUCGAUUCGUAUCUUAUAUCGACGAAGUAUAUAGCGUUGAUGUGCGUGCGCCAGUGUGUGUAUGUUUGCGUGUUUGAGUUUUUGGAUGUCUGACUGUAUUAUAUCGCCGUGUGUUUUCUCAGUUGUCCUGGACACUGGUCUGGUCAAAAGGGGAAGAAGACAACAACAAAAAUCGGACACUGGAAAAUGUUUUUGUUUUUAUUCUUUCCCUCCCGUUUGGGAUUUUUUUAUAACAGCAGCUGCCUGUCUGGAGCUCCUUUUCGAAAUUUUUUACAUUUUGAAACAAAAAAAAAAAAAAAAAAAAAGAAA